GAAGAGACGGCAGGGUCGUCUUCUACUGGUGUUCCAAAAGAAGCUGCCUCCGUCAAGGUGCAAACGUCACCAACCUUUGCGGAGGUCGCUGCUCAAUACUCCCAUAUGAGGGUUUUGGAGGCUGUAACAAAGAAGGUCCCAGAAACACCAGGUGGAGAAGGUUCGAAGGAGUCGUCAUCUACUGGUGUUCAGCAGGAAGCUGUCCCAAACGAGGUUUUGCCGAGUGGGGGGGAGUCUGAAGGGUCGUCUUCUACUGGUGAUGAGGAAGGGUCUAUCAAGCUGAAGAUGAAGAAAUUGUCUCGUAAGCGACACAACCAAAGAUUCAUCGCCGGUAAGUGUGAUCGAGAACGAUCUGCCAAAUCCACCCGAGGGAAGUGCUACGAUGCCAAAACCAUCAGUGGUGCGGUAAGUCGUGAAGGUGAGUCGUGCACAUGUUCAGAGAAAAUGCCCCCACCCGUUGUUGCAGGGACUCGUAGAGAAGACACACUGCAUGAUGAUGGAAAUGUAUCAACUGCAUGCAGUGUUGCCGCUGUAAUAAAGCAUGUCCUGGCUCCUGUGUGUACCUGGAAAGCAUCAGAUAUUGAUGACAUCUGUACAGAAGGUGGCAAGUUAAACAUGUUUGUAGCUGAAGCAGGUAAAAGUAGUGACGUUAAAGGGAAGUGCACCUUGAUUCAACAGCAUAGUGUCUUUGGCAGAAAAUUUAAGGUAAGGAUUGGUAAACCGCAGCAAAGACAUUUCAAUGACUCUGCUGAAGAGCCUGAGUUGCAUGAAGUGCUACAAGAACACUUGUUGAGGGAUGGCAUGUGUCUGUUGAACAUGUAUGGUGAGGUUUCUGCCAUUAUUCAUCACGACAAACACUUGGUGUUUGUUGAUUGUGGGUCACGUGAUGCAUCUGGGUUGGCAUCUAGUGUUGGCACACCUGUGGCUGUCUUCAACAGCAGUCUUCAUGACCUGAUGCUUCACAUCAGAAAUCUGAAGGAGUCAUUUGGCGCAAAGUGGUACGCCAUCAGUAGCAUUUCUGUGAAGGAGCAUAAUGUGGAAUGUGUAGAAGGGCUUUCAGACAGCGACAUGGAAGUUGCAGUUCACCCUGAGGACAGCCGUCCUGUCAGUGUUGAAUGUCCUACAACAUCUGUCCAGGGAUCGUUUCAUCAAGGAGACAGUCAGUUUGAAUAUGGCGGACUUCAGUGCAUGGCCGUCGGUUUGGUGAGCAUAGCAAAACACUCAACUCACUGUGUGUUUUCAUGGCAGUCCAGCGAUCUGGAUGAGGUUGUAGUUUCAGGCGAUGAGUUGUAUUCUUCUCUGCGUGCCACCAACGCCAUCAGUGGUGGGUCCCAACUGCUAUGUGUACCAGAUCUUCCCAAAGACUCUGUGAUUAAUGGACGCAGGUAUGACUUUUCAUAUGGUGACUAUGUUACUGGAGAUGUUGAUUUGGUUGAGGGAGAGCUUAUUGAGCUAGGUGUACACGUCACUUUAAGAAAGGGGUUACAAAAGAUUCUCACACAAUAUAACACGUGCCUUAUGACAUUACGUGGCAGUACAUGUGCAAUAAUUUGUCAACAAGGACGUUAUGCCGUGGUUGACUCUCAUGCACGCAAUGCACUUGGAAUGGUAGAUGCUGGAGGACAAAGUGUUGUUGUGUAUUUUAGUGACUUUGAAGGCCUGUUUAGUCACAUAUGCAGAUUUGCGGAAGCAUUAAACACAUCCCAAAAGCCAUUUGAGAUUGCUGGUGUUUGUGUCACUCAGAAUGACCUAGUUGAUAGCGGCCGCUUGUCCUUUGGUCAGAACGACCCUGUUGUAACUGAGACAACGUUGGGUUCUAGUUUACAUCAGAAGAGUAUUCAACCAACACCUGGCUGCUCUAACAGACGCAGAGGUACAAAGCGUAAGGUGUCCAAGGGAAACACCAACUCAAAAAAGGUAAAAACCAAUGCAACACUUGGCAGCUCUGCCAGUCAGACAGGUGCAAUGUGUAAGGUGGCAAAGGGAACUUGUACAUCACCGGUAAUAAAAACCAGUGUUACUGAGGUUGAGCCAGACAUCGUAUUUGUCAGUGAUGUCAUCAGUAAACAGUUGCAGUUUCGUCCACUUUGUAAUGAGGUUUCACAAAUUCUCUGCAAACAGUUAGAUAUCGUGUCAGAGAAAGAUGAUUCGGUAUCUACAAACGUUGGUGCGUUGGGGGCUCCAUGUUUGAAUGACAAAAUAGUUGGUGAUGGAAACUGCUUCUUUAGAGCCAUCAGUCAAGCUGUGAGUGGUACACAGAGGUAUCACAGAAAAGUUCGCCUUGCUGUGGUUAAACACAUAAAAAGUAAUGCUGAAGCAUAUACGUGUCAUUUGAGAAGUGAGUAUAAUUCAAUCACAGAAUAUCUCAUUUUGUCACGGAUGUCUUAUGUUGGCAGUUGGGCAACUGAAAUUGAGAUUCAGGCAACAGCAGAUUUUUUGGGAAUAAGUAUUUUCACAUAUCACACUAAUCGCUGGCUUGAAUAUAGUUGCACAAGCAAACAGUUAACCACUGAGGGACUGUAUUUGGAAAACUGCAAUGGGAACCAUUAUGAGUCUGUGGUUUGUGUUCAACAGCCUGGCAUGCUGAGUUGUUAUUGUUAUUGCAAAGAGGACACACCUUGCUCCACUGACUAUUCUCGUCGACAGAGUAAGAGAAAAAUGAAUACUUUGGAGAAUCUCCGUUUUGAUACAAGUUGUGUGCUUGAACCUGUUGCAGAUAUCUCCGAGCAGCCGGAUAGUUCAUUGCCAGCAACAGACAUUGAUUUUGUAAUGUUGAGUGAUGAAUCUGUUGAAGAUGAUAUCACAGAACUACAUAGUACAUUUCCAGCCAAGGACAUAGAUAGUGUAAUUUUCAAUGAUGUACCUGCCGUAUGUUGGGAAUUUCAUCCCUUGACCUCAGACGUAGCAAAAUCAGUAUGCAAUUUGUAUAACUUGUCCUAUGAAAAGCAGGAUGUUAAACUACCAACCAUGAGUGGUUCAUUAGGUGCUGUGUGCAAAACUCGUACAAUUGUAAAGGAUAAAAAUAGUUUCUUUAGAGCAAUUGCUCAAGCAGUCAGUGGUUCCCAAAAAUGUCACCGAAAGAUUAGGCUUGCAGUUGUAAAAUAUAUGGAAGAUCAGAUUGAUAACAUUAAAAUAAUAGAAAAGGGAUAUGCUUCAAUAUCCCAUUAUAUUAAAGAGACACACAUGAAAUAUGUUGGUUAUGAUGCCACAGAAAUAGAAAUUGAAGCAACUGCAAAUGCUUUUGGACUGGAUAUAUAUAUAUACAGUGGUAAAAAGUGGUUCAAAUACAAUUCUGUGAAUCCAGUUUCGUCUGAAGUGGCAAUUUACCUAAAACAUGAUGAGAAUAAUCACUAUGAGCCAGUACUUUGUGUUAAACAUAUUACUGAAGUAAGUUGCUUUGAUUUAUGCAAAAUGGAUAUCUCAUCUGAAACCCAGUACAUGAGGAGAAGGUCAAAUGUAAAAUUCCAGGAUUCUUCAAACAUCUGUAGUCCUACUAAAUUAUCAACCUAUUUGAAAAGGAAGAAGGGCAUCCAAUUAAAGGCAUUAUAUUUAGGAAGUUCCUUCCGUAGGCAGAAACUUAACACAGCGAGUAAAAAGCUAUAUCAGGAAAACCUGUCACAUAGACUGAGAGUCCAGCAAAUGAGUAAAGCCAAUUAUAAGGACAAUCUGUUAUACAAAGAAAAUGUAAAGCAACUCAGUAAAAAUAAAUAUCAUCAAAACCACUUGCACAAAGAAAACAAAAAGAAACAAAGCAUAAAAAAAUAUCAACAAAAUCUGUUACACAAAGAGAACGUUAAGAAGCUCAGCAAAAAUAAAUAUCAACAAAACCAGUUGCACAAAGAAAUGUUAAAGGAAUUUAGCAAAAAUAAAUACUGGACGAAUCUCAUUUACAGGCAGAAAGUGAAGGCAAGGAGUAAAAACAAAUAUGGAAAUAUUCUGCAUAAAAAACGUGUUAUUGCACGUAAUAAAACAAGGUUUCAACAAAGGAAAGAACAGUCAAAACUGUUUGAUUUUGUCAUGGAGCAGUUUUCUGAAAAGGUAAGAAAAGGACCAGAGUUUGUAUGUUGUGUUUGCAAUCGACUGCUUUUCGAAUAUCAGGUGUCACAUUGGAAAAAUGACUAUGGUAACCGUGAGGACAUAGCUUUAAUUGCUGAGAAAUGUAUCUCACGUAAUCAUUUACAUGAAUGUGAUGAUGAUUGUGUAGUACCAUGCAAAUGGCUGGAUAUGGGUAGAGGAAAGCUAUGGAUCUGUUACACAUGUCAUUCUAAAAUUAAGAGAGGAGUAAUGCCACCUGAAUGUGUACUGAACAAUAUGCAAGUACAUCCCAUUCCAGAAGAACUGGCUUGUUUAAACAGCUUGGAACAGCAUUUGAUUGCUUUGCACAUACCUUUUAUGAAAAUGUUGGCUUUACCUAAAGGAGGUCAAAAUGGAGUCCAUGGACCUGUGACGUGUGUUCCAGCCAAUAUCGUUGAGACUACUAACUUGCUUCCACGUUCAGAAAUGGACGGAUCUCUUUUGCGUGUUAAGUUAAAGCGUAAGCUCACUUAUAAAGGCCACUAUGAGUAUCAAUUUGUAGAUCCCUUACGCAUUAAAAAAGCACUGAUGGUUUUGAAAAAAACUAAUGUAUAUUAUAAAGAUGUAGAAUUUAAUGAAAAUUGGCUAAAUGAUUUUUGUAGAGAAGAAGACAAAAAUGUAGAUAAUGAUGCCGAAAAUAACCAAACCGCUCCAGAUGUUAGUGAUGAGCUAUUACAUGAUCGACAACAGCACUGCAUGUUUCAAGACACGUGUCUGAUGCCUGUCGAUAUUGGUCAAGAAGUAUUGGAUCAGUAUUUUGACAGUACGUUAAAUCUGGCUCCAGCUGAAGGUAGCACUCCAGUGAAAUUAUUAACAGAUAUUUCCAACGAAGCCAAGAGCUUUCCUGUAUUGUUUCCACAGGGAUCCAAUACAUUCCAUGAUUAUAGGCAACAAAAGUUGACAUUAGCACGAUAUUUGAACCUUAGACUUCUGAAUGCAGAUAACCGUUUUGGUAACAGUGUAGAAUAUAUCUUCUAUUCACAGUAUGUAUCAGAGGUGCAACAAGUCAUAUCCAGUGUCUCAAUAGCAUUGCGUAAGGGAAAAGCAGGCCAUAACGCCAAAUCAAUUGAUGUUGAUUUACUGAAGGAUCAGGAAACUUUAAAAAACUUGCUGCAGUUUGAUAAUGGGUUCCGUUUCCUUAAGCCUAUUCGAGGAACCCCAUCUUUUUGGCAGGGAGCUCAACAUGACCUCAUGGCUUGUGUGCGUCAACUUGGGGUCCCUACAUGGUUUUGUUCUUUUUCUUCUGCAGAUUUACGUUGGAAGUCACUUCUCACUAGUAUUUUGAAACAAGAAGGUAGGACACAAACACUAGAUGAUUUAGAAUGGUCUGAGAGAUGCGAACUUCUGCGACGCAAUCCUGUCACUGCGGCAAGGAUGUUUGACUAUAGGUGGCAUUGUUUUUUGCGGGAGGUACUCAUGUCUCCAUCACAGCCAAUUGGCAAGAUAAUAGACUUUUUUUAUCGGGUGGAAUUUCAACAGCGGGGGUCACCUCAUGUGCAUUGUCUUUUCUGGAUUGAGAAUGCACCAAAACUUGAUAAAAACACAGAUGAUGAAGUAGUUCAAUUCAUUGAUAAAUAUGUCACCUGUGAAUUGCCAUCACAAGACGAGCCGUUAAAGGCAAUUGUGACAUCUGUGCAACAACAUUCAAAAAGACAUUCAAAAUCGUGUAAGAAAAAGCACACAAUUUGUCGAUUUAACUUUCCCAGGCCAGCAUCCACUCGCACUUUUAUAUGUCGUAAAACCGAGGAAUGUGAACAAACCUGUCUGUGUAACGUAACUCCUUUGACACCGUGUGGAUGUGGACAUAAAGAACGUUUAGCUGCAGAAGAGAAGAAGAGGGCACUUGCGAGGAAAAUGAUGACAUCCAUUAAGUUGGCUCUGUCAAAUGAGGAGGCUAAUUUUGGUUGUGUAGCGGAGUUGUUUGAAGCAUUGGGGAUCAAUCAGACUACGUUUGAGGCUGCGUACAACUGUGUUUCCAGAAAUACACAUGUUGUUUUAAAAAGAGACAUUGAUGAAGUGUGGAUCAAUCAGUACAACAGGAAUUUGUUAAAAUGCUGGGAUGCAAACCUUGACAUUCAGUACGUGGUUAAUGCCUAUGCUUGCGUUGUGUAUAUCAUUUCAUACAUCUCAAAGGCAGAGAAGGAGAUGGGAUUGUUGUUGCGAAAUGCACACAGAGAGGCAUCCAAGCAUGGCAAUGUCGAUGCUAAAGAUGCAUUAAAAAAGUUAGGAAGUGUUUACCUGCACAACCGAGACGUUUGUGCUCAGGAGGCUGUGUAUCGGUUGACGGGCAUGCACCUUAAGGAAUGUUCGCGAAAGGUUCAGUUUGUGCCAACAGGAGACACUACUGUCAAAAUCAGUCUGCCGUUAAGUGUGUUAAAACAAAAGGCAGACAAGACAAAUCUCUCAACGGCAGACAUGUGGAUGAUUGGCUUAGAAGACCGUUAUAAGAACAGACCAAAUGAUGCCGUUUUCAAUGAUGUGUGUCUGGCAUCUUUUGCAUCGGAGUAUCGGGUUUUGUCAAAAAAUGAACGUACAAACAAUAGAAUUCAACUCAAGAAUAAUCUCGGUUUUGUUGUUAAAAGAACAAGGUCUCAACCUGCAGUUGUCCGUUAUGCUCGCUUUUCCAAGACUAAAUGUCCAGAGAAAUUUUUCCAAAGCAUAUUGCAGUUAUUCAUGCCAUAUCGUGUUGACAGCCAGUUAAAACCAUCUAACUGUGAAACAUUUCAACUAUUUUACGAAAAUGGUCAUGUUACCUGUAACGACGGAUCACGACAGUCCGUGAAGUCCAUCGUUGACAAAAACCGAGCACUGUUUGAAGUUGACUCGGAGGAAUUGGAUACCGCACAACAGUGUAUUGAUGAUGUUGGUGUUCUGGAAGAUGCGUGGUGUGAACUGUGCCCAGAACAAGAAUUGGAGCGGCUAGAAAGUGAACAAGAGCGCAGAGCCAAUGACACGGUAGAAGAGCACGUAGAAAGUAUUCCUGAUCUUGCAGUUAGUCAGCAACAAGUUGCACAUUUGCAAAAGACAAACACUCUAAGCAGAAAUGAGGGGUUGAAAUUAGUUCGUAGUCUGAACAAUACACAAAUGUCCAUCUUUUAUCAAGUAAGAACGUGGUGUUUGCAAAAGGUAAGUGGUCAAAAUCCAGUCCCCUUUCAUGUUUUCAUAACCGGUGGUGCAGGAACUGGAAAAAGCCACUUGAUCAAGGCACUUCAAUACGAGGCAACGAGGUUACUCUCCCCACUGGGUCGUCACCCUGAUGAACUGUGUGUAUUGUUAACUGCUCCAACAGGCAUUGCUGCAUACAACUUGAAUGCUUCAACCAUUCAUACCACGUUUAGCAUUGCUACAAAUGUCACACUGCCUUACACCCCUUUGGGUGAGGAAAAGAUAAAUACUUUGAGGGCCAAAUACAGUAACCUUCAAAUUUUAGUCAUCGAUGAAAUUUCAAUGGUUGACCAUAGAUUAUUGGCAUACGUACAUGGUAGAUUACGACAAAUUAAACAGAGCGGCAACUUUUCCCCAUUUGGUAAUGUGUGUGUGAUUGCGGUUGGAGAUUUCUUCCAGUUGCCUCCAGUAAAAGGUAAGGCUUUGUAUGUGGAUGAUUUGGGAAACGAUCUGUGGUCUACCAAUUUCAAGAUCAUUGAGUUGACGGUGAUUCAGCGGCAGAAAGACACUGCAUUUGCUGAAUUGUUAAACAGAUUGAGGAAACGUUCCAAAUCAACGCCCAUGCUGCCAAGUGACACCAGUUUACUUCGAACACGUGAAACUGGUGAGGAGAGUUCAUCUUUGCACAUUUUUCCCACAAAUGCACAAGUUGAGACUCAUAAUGUUGAGCAGCUACUUAAAACAUGUGAAGAUCAUGUCAAAAUAGAUGCUCAGGAUUAUGAACGCAACAAGAAAACGGGAAAACUUGAAUUGAAACGGGGACAUCAUGCCACAGUCUUUAACACCACUUUAGCUCAGCAACUGGUUUUAGGUGAGAACGCUCGCGUCAUGCUGACCAAAAAUGUAGACAUGAUGGAUGGACUUGUGAAUGGGGUCUGUGGCACAGUGACACACAUAGUGAAUUCCACUGGAAAUAACUUUCCAAAAAUUGUGUACGUUCAAUUUGAUGAUAAAGAGGUUGGCGCACAGACUAGGGGAAAUCAUGCCUGUGCUUCAAGCCACCUCUUAACCUCAACACCUAUUCUUCCCCAAGAAGAUAGGGUCACAAACAAAGGUGGAUUACGUCGUCAAUUUCCCCUUAAACUUUCCUGGGCUUGUACGAUACACAAAGUACAAGGAAUUACUGUUGCUAACGCUGUAGUGUCGCUUAAAAAAAUAUUUGCUGCAGGACAAGCAUAUGUAGCAUUAAGUCGCAUCACAACUUUGUCAGGAUUAAUUCUUCAGGACUUUAAAGAAGACGCCAUCUAUUGCAACAACAAUGUGCAGGAAGCACUUCAGUGCAUGCAACCAUUUUUAUGUGCAUAUAGCACAGGACACAAAUCGUACACACACAAUUUUAGAGUGCUUUUAAUGAACGUCCAAGGUUUGCCAGCACAUGUCAAAGACUUGCUCCUGUCCACACAGCAUUUGCAGCUUAACUGUAUUGCUGUGACCGAAACAUGGCUGACUGAAACCUCUUUAAAAGAGUCAGUCAACAUCAUUGGUUAUACAUUUGACAGCUGUCCUCGUAGUACAUCGUACAACAGCAGACACCCCGUGUUACUUGAUUUACAAGCCCAACAACAUGGGGGUGUUGCCAUGUAUACUGAAGACAGCUUGUCAUACAACAUUCUACAAGUACCAAAUGUCAAUAUAGAAUGUUUAGUGUUUCACUGUGCCACCUACGACAUGCUGCUAGCAGUAAUUUACAGGCCACCGUCGUAUGCCAUGUCUUUGUUUAAAGAACAUUUGGAAAAAUUACUUUCUUGGCUGGAAGAAAGGAGUAACACGAUCACUGUCAUGGGAGAUUUUAAUGACGACAUUAGGAAGUCGUCUACAAUUUGCGAUUUUAUGACCGACAAUGGCUACAUCCAGAUUGUCACACAACCUACGACUGAGAAGGGGACAUUGAUUGACCACGUGUAUGUUAGAACUACACAGUUUGAAGUGGAAGCAGAAGUCGUGCCAAUGUAUUUUAGUGAUCACGAGGGGGUUGUGUGUUCUUUUACAACUAAAACCUUCCACAAUGUCAAGGCAUAA
Pungitius pungitius (ninespine stickleback) is the source of this 9258-nucleotide messenger RNA. RefSeq lists its product as uncharacterized. Bases 106 to 9258 code for a protein of 3050 amino acids. Gene Ontology annotation, biological process: DNA repair; telomere maintenance. The transcript has 5 exons. Gene Ontology annotation, molecular function: DNA helicase activity; ATP hydrolysis activity. The record is from RefSeq and is a predicted model, not a curated record. Lineage: Eukaryota; Metazoa; Chordata; Actinopteri; Perciformes; Gasterosteidae.